Molecule: messenger RNA, 808 nt
Organism: Neltuma alba
Lineage: Eukaryota; Viridiplantae; Streptophyta; Magnoliopsida; Fabales; Fabaceae
Exons: 3
Coding region: 149-631 (160 amino acids)
Source: RefSeq, a predicted model, not a curated record
UUUGUAGUAGAAGUCAAUUCAAGCAGGUGGAUGAGUUAGGGUGAUAUCUUGGUGCAGAACUGUCCUUCCCCAAAAGACAGAGAGAUAUAAAGUCAUAGUGCAACGGGAACAGAGAAGACUCCAAGGGUAGAAAGUUUCGAGCUUACCAAUGGUGGACCAAAGAAAUUACAGAGAGGGAGGGAGACCGAGAAAGACGAGAGGGAGCGAGGAAGAAGAAGUUAAUCGGAGGGCAUUUUCCUUGCAUGCAACCGGCGAUCUUGAUCAAGACUGGGAUUCCUGGAUAGAUAUAAACAUUAAGAAUGUCAAGAGAAGCCAAGAGGAAUGGACAUGGCCAGAUACACUUGCAGUAACCUGUUGGUUCAUCUGGAAAUGGAGAAAUUUACAAAUCCACAGUCCAGACGUGGAACUUCCGGUGAAUAGAAUACAGCGUAUCUUCGGUUUCCUGGACACUUAUAACCAUGGGAGAUGUUUUGAUGCUCUACAAGACACAAAAGAAGAAACCACUCUAGUGACCUGGGCACCCCCUCCUAAAAGCUGGUGUAAAUUAAAUUCAGAUGGGACUGUUUCAACAGAUGGCUUAGCAGGGUGUGGAGGAGUUCUUCCAUACAUCUGGGACAAUACGACGUGGUAGAAGCAGAAACUCUCGGAAUUCUUGAAGGGCUGCGAAUUAGCUGGUACAUGAGAUUCAGGAAAAUAGAGGUUGAAUCAGAUGCUGUAAAAGUGAUAGAGGCGCUGAAAAAGAAUGUUGCAGUCACAGGAUAUACUCAUCUUCAAGCUCAAAUCAAUGAAGUAGUCAAUCUACCGCGCU